This is a messenger RNA of Pipistrellus nathusii (Nathusius's pipistrelle), 1635 nucleotides long. The record is from the annotation of a GenBank genome assembly. NCBI's taxonomy places the organism in Eukaryota, Metazoa, Chordata, Mammalia, Chiroptera, Vespertilionidae.
AUGGGCGCCUACCUUUCCCAGCCCAACACGGUGAAGUGCUCCGGGGACGGGGCCGGCGCGCCGCGCCUGCCGCUGCCCUACGGCUUCUCCGCCAUGCAGGGCUGGCGAGUCUCCAUGGAGGAUGCUCACAAUUGUAUUCCUGAGCUGGACAGUGAGACUGCUAUGUUUUCUGUCUAUGAUGGACACGGAGGGGAGGAAGUUGCCUUGUAUUGUGCCAAAUAUCUUCCUGAUAUCAUCAAAGAUCAGAAGGCUUACAAAGAAGGCAAGCUACAGAAGGCUUUGGAAGAUGCCUUCUUGGCUAUUGAUGCCAAACUGACCACUGAGGAAGUCAUUAAGGAGCUGGCACAGAUUGCAGGGCGACCCACUGAGGAUGAAGAUGAAAAAGAAAAAGUAGCUGAUGAAGAUGAUGUGGACAAUGAGGAGGCUGCACUGCUGCAUGAAGAGGCUACCAUGACUAUUGAAGAGCUGCUGACACGCUACGGGCAGAACUGUCACAAGGGUGCUCCCCACAGCAAAUCUGGAGCUGGGACAGGCGAGGAACCAGGGUCCCAGGGCCUCAAUGGGGAGGCAGGAUCUGAGGACCCAUCUAGGGAAUCUUCUUCAGAGGAAAAUGGUCCCACAGCCAAGGUCCACACAGGCCUUUCCUCCAACUCGGAACGUACAGAGGCAGGCCAAGGUGGUGAGCCUGGCAUUCCCACUGGUGAGGCUGGGCCUUCCUGCUCUUCAGCCUCCGACAAGCUGCCUCGAGUUGCUAAGUCCAAGUUCUUUGAGGACAGUGAGGAUGAGUCAGAUGAGGCGGAGGAGGAAGAGGAAGACAGCGAGGAAUGCAGUGAGGAAGAGGAUGGCUACAGCAGUGAAGAGGCAGAGAAUGAAGAAGAUGAGGAUGACACCGAGGAGGCUGAAGAGGAUGAGGAAGAAGAGGAGGAGAUGAUGGUCCCUGGGAUGGAAGGCAAAGAGGAGCCUGGCUCUGACAGUGGUACAACAGCUGUAGUGGCUCUGAUACGAGGGAAGCAGUUGAUUGUAGCCAAUGCAGGAGACUCUCGCUGUGUGGUGUCUGAGGCUGGCAAAGCUUUAGACAUGUCCUAUGACCACAAGCCGGAGGAUGAAGUGGAGCUAGCACGCAUCAAGAAUGCUGGUGGCAAGGUUACCAUGGAUGGUCGAGUCAACGGGGGCCUCAACCUCUCCAGGGCCAUUGGAGAUCACUUCUAUAAGAGAAACAAGAACUUGCCACCUGAGGAACAGAUGAUAUCAGCCCUUCCUGACAUCAAGAUGUUGACUCUCACAGAUGACCAUGAAUUCAUGGUCAUUGCCUGUGAUGGCAUCUGGAAUGUGAUGAGCAGCCAGGAAGUUAUAGACUUUAUUCAGUCAAAGAUUAGCCAGCGUGAUGAAAAUGGGGAGCUUCGGUUAUUGUCAUCCAUCGUGGAAGAGCUGCUGGACCAGUGCCUGGCACCGGACACUUCUGGGGAUGGAACAGGGUGUGACAACAUGACCUGCAUCAUCAUCUGCUUCAAGCCCCGAAGCACAGCAGAGGUUCAGCCGGAGAGCGGCAAGCGGAAACUGGAGGAGGCGCUUUCUACUGAGGAGGCGGAAGAGAAUGGCAACAGUGACAAUAAGAAGAAGGCCAAGCGGGACUAG